Messenger RNA from Cricetulus griseus (Chinese hamster), 560 nucleotides. NCBI's taxonomy places the organism in Eukaryota, Metazoa, Chordata, Mammalia, Rodentia, Cricetidae. The record is from RefSeq and is a predicted model, not a curated record.
GGGGGCUCUUGGCUCCCAUCUCUUUGCAGGUGACUGUCUUGGUGCUUCAGGGCCGGUUGGAUGAGGCACGACAAAUGCUGUCCAAAGAAGCUGAUGCCAACCCCUCCUGUGCAAGCAUGUGCCGCAUCCUUGGGGACCUGAUGAGGACAAUGCCCAUUCUCAGUCCUGGCAACACUCAGACGCUGACUGAACUGGAGCUGAAGUGGCAGCACUGGCGUGAGGAAUGUGAGCGGCACUUGCAAGACAGCACGUUCGCAGCCAGCCCCCGCCUGGAGGCUCUCUGCAAGAUCAUGCUGGGGGAUGAGGCCACCUUGUUGGAGCACAAGGAGCUUCUGAGCAACUGGUACCAUUUCCUAGUGACUAGGCUGCUGUAUUCUAACCCCACAGUGAAACCCAUUGACCUGCACUUCUAUGCCCAGUCUAGCCUGGACAUGUUUCUGGGGGGUGAGAGCAGUCCAGAGCCACUGGACAACAUCUUGAUGGCAGCCUUUGAGUUUGACAUUCACCAAGUGAUCAAGGAGUGCAGGUAAGGCACCCUCACUUUAACUGGGCUUUUUUGU